UCUUGCACUAUGCACAAGGUUUACUAAUGAUGUCGAAACGCGAUGGAUUAGAAUCCCCACGUCGAAGUGUAGCGUGCCGCUCUCAACGUAGCGUCCCCGCGGGCGGCGCGUUGAUGUCAUCCUGCAGGCAGAACUUCGAGCACGAGAUUCGUGAGGCUGGGCCUUCUGUUCAAGCUCACGAACGCGGUCUGUCAGUCGUCAGGUUUACUGUGCAUGUGCAGCAAUGGACUUUUCCGCGGAAGAUGAUGAGGCUUUGCGCCAGUUUAUGCCGACUCAGUUUGGCAGGAAAGAGGGAGAUGUAGAUGUUGAGGCGCAAAUUGAGCGCUGUCGGAGACCGGUGGUGGAUGAGAGCAGGCAGGGCAAGAAGGUGGAAGAUAAGGACUCUGACGAUGACAGCGACGACGAUGAUGAGGAUGAGGAUGAGUUCCCGGUCUCCCAUGAGCUGGUUAUCAAAACGCAUGACCGCGCUGUUACCACUAUUGCGCUCGACCCUUCAGGCACGCGGAUGGUGACGGGGAGUAACGACUGCACAUUGAAGCUGCACGAUCUCAGUUCGCUGACACCAAGUACGAUACGCGCGUUCAAGACGGUCGAUCCGUUCGCUACGAAGCCCUCGCAGACCGCAGAGUCGCAUCUGAUUCAUCAGGUCCUGAUCAGUCCGCUCUCUGGAAGCCAGUUUCUGUGCGUCACGGCGACGCCGCAAGCAAGGCUGUUUAGCAGAGAUGGUGACCUCACUGCAGAGUAUGUCAAGGGAGACAUGUAUCUGAGGGACAAGCACAACACGAAGGGACACACAGCAGACCUUACGAGCGCUGCAUGGCAUCCAACGAACAGGGACAGAUUUGUGACUGCGGGUACGGACAGCACGGUGCGCAUAUGGGAUGUCAAUAAGAGGAUGAAGCAGGAGGAGGUCAUAGUGCACAAAUCGCGGGCAGCGGGGAGUGCGGGAAUGACGAGAAUGACGGCGGUUGCUUGGGGCGCUGCAGCUGAAGGUGGCAGCAGCAUACUAGUAUCUGCAGCGCUUGAUGGCAGUCUAGUCAUGUGGGGUGGAGAAGGCCCAUAUCACCGCCCUUCAGCGGAGAUUCGCGAUGCGCACGAGAAGGAUACUUGGACAAGCGGACUGGAUAUCAGCGCCGACGGAAGACUGGUCAUAACAAGAGGUGGAGACGACAUGAUCAAGCUGUGGGACUUACGAAAGUUCAAGACACCGCUCAACACAACAUCACAUCCCUCGACAUCAUCACAGUACCCAACAUCGAACAUCAAGUUUGCGCCAAACUCGGCGAGCAUCAUCACAGGUUCCGAGACCGGCCACCUACACAUCCUCAACCCAGCAACACUCCGUCCAGAGCUCGUCACCCCAGUCACCCCAGGCUCGCCUCUCAUCACAGUAAACUGGCAUCCCAAGCUCAACCAGAUCUUCACCGGCUCCGCCAACGGCCAAACAACCAUCCUCUUCAACCCCACUCUCUCCACAGCCGGCGCGCUCACCAUCCUCAGCAAAGCGCCCAAAAAGCGGCACCUCGACGACGACCCCAACCUCACCGUGGACAUGGACCCGCUUGGCAUGGCCGGCGAAGACCAAGGAGGUAAAGCUACGCCAGGCUCCUUCUCAGCGCGGCACCCUACCAUCGGGCUCACAGCGUCCGGCAAGAGUCGCGACCCGCGGCGCCCGCAUAUUCCCGCUGUCACGCCGUUUGCGAAGAGCACGCCGGAUCAGAAGUAUGUCAUGGAGCAAAUUGAGGGGAGUGAUAUGCGCGAUGAGGAUCCGAGGGAGGCACUGCUCAAGUAUGCGCCGAAAGCCGGGGAGAAGAAUGUUUUUACGGGGGCGUGGGAUAAGACGCAGCCCAAGCAGAUAUACAAAGACUACGAUAGUGAUGAGGAUGAGCCGGCGGGGAAGAGAGCGAAGAGGCAGUAGUGGGGAUUGAUUGGUUUAACGUCCUAUGUGAGUCUAAGACUAUGGAAGACGAAUAGUAGUGGAGAGCUCUGGUGAGGAAUCACGUUGAGCUGCACUGGAGACUUCGGAUGGAUAGAUUAUACCCAGAAAUCAACAAGCAUCGUACAAAUAGCA
Messenger RNA from Macroventuria anomochaeta, 2071 nucleotides. Its product is annotated as WD40 repeat-like protein. Gene Ontology annotation, biological process: regulation of DNA double-strand break processing. The coding region runs from base 224 to 1918 and encodes 564 amino acids. The record is from RefSeq and is a predicted model, not a curated record. The transcript has a single exon. Gene Ontology annotation, molecular function: protein binding. Lineage: Eukaryota; Fungi; Ascomycota; Dothideomycetes; Pleosporales; Didymellaceae. Gene Ontology annotation, cellular component: nucleus; site of double-strand break.